AUGCCGCACGGUCUAACAGUGUUAACAGCAACAAUGACGGGAGGAGCAGUAGGAGGAUCAACAGCUGCAGGAACAGCAGCUUGCUGCGGUGGCUGGUGCCCCUGGUGCCCAACAGCAACAGCAGCAGCAGGUGCUCCUGCUGCUGCUGCAGGUGCACCUGCUGCAGCAGGUACUGCUGCAGCGGCAGCAGCACCCGCUGGUGCUGCAGCUGUACCGGCUGCUGUAGGUGUUCCUGCUGCUGCUGCAGCACGUGCUGCAGCAGGUACAGGUGCAGCAGGAUUAGGUGCAGCAACAGGAGGAAUUGGAGGUGCAACAGCAGCAGCACCUGGUGCUGCUGCUCCUUUGCUGCCUGGAUUUGGUGCUGCAGCAGCAACUACAGGUAGCAGCACAACUACAGGUGCAGCAGCAGCAGCAGCACCGCUGCUGCAGCAAGCAAUGGGUGUUGUUACAGGUUUGCUGCUGCUGCCACAAAAAACAUCUUCUCUUCUAUCUAAGAUGAGACAGCAGCAGCAGCAGCAGCAGCAGCAGCAGCAGCAGCAGCAGCAGCAGGAAGCAGAUGAUGAGGAGACAGUUGCUAGUGAUGGAGAAAUAUCCCCAAAGACAACACCAACAACAGCAACAGCAUCAUCAACUACAGCAGCAGCAAAAACAGCAGCAGCAGCAGCAAAAACAGCAGCAACAGCAGCAACAGCAGCAGCAGCAGCAGCAGCAGCAAAAAUAGAUCAAAGAAGAAUACGUAAGAUGAGUAAGCAGCAAAAAGAAGAAAGACAAUUUGCUGUCUUAUCUGCACGCAGUACUAAGGCUUAUGGACAAUUCCUCUAG
Messenger RNA from Eimeria maxima, 822 nucleotides. RefSeq lists its product as hypothetical. The transcript has a single exon. Bases 1 to 822 code for a protein of 273 amino acids. Lineage: Eukaryota; Apicomplexa; Conoidasida; Eucoccidiorida; Eimeriidae. The record is from RefSeq and is a predicted model, not a curated record.